Molecule: messenger RNA, 132 nt
Organism: Haemonchus placei
Lineage: Eukaryota; Metazoa; Nematoda; Chromadorea; Rhabditida; Trichostrongylidae
Source: the annotation of a GenBank genome assembly
AUGACCACGAAGCGAGCUGAGAGCCUAUCAACCGAGAUCAUUGCAGGCAAAAAAGAAGGAGAACAGCGGGAUAUUACUACUAGGCAAUCAAGGGACUGCAACGUAAUGAAAGGCCUCUCUCGAAAUUCCUAA